Trifolium pratense (red clover) is the source of this 4121-nucleotide messenger RNA. RefSeq names its product accelerated cell death 11-like. Gene Ontology annotation, biological process: ceramide transport; intermembrane lipid transfer. The coding region runs from base 179 to 955 and encodes 258 amino acids. The transcript has 4 exons. NCBI's taxonomy places the organism in Eukaryota, Viridiplantae, Streptophyta, Magnoliopsida, Fabales, Fabaceae. Gene Ontology annotation, cellular component: membrane; cytosol; cytoplasm. The record is from RefSeq and is a predicted model, not a curated record. Gene Ontology annotation, molecular function: ceramide 1-phosphate binding; ceramide 1-phosphate transfer activity.
UUCUUAGUACUCUUUCUUGGAACCUUCCAUCCGAAUUUGCAUUAUUGCAUCCACUCAACACAUACACACACACACACACACACAUAUAUCACGUUAUCACGUAUAUAUAUGAAGUUAAGGUACAACACUAAGGAUAAUAGAAGUAUAAUCAUAUAUUCUUUCUUCCAUUUCAACUUCCAUGGCAAAUAAUGAACAACAUGAACGUAAGAGAAAAGGGUUUAAACCAUGUGGUGUUUUUCUGUCGUGCUUUUUGGCCAAUGCCAGAAAAGAACAGCAGCAAUUGGUGCAUGAUGAUGUCGAUGACAACAACACGGAGGAGAUCAUAAGAAGAAGAAGGGUGGCUUCCACGGCCGUCAAUGAAAAGCCUCUCGUUAAAAUUGCAGAUGCAUUCAAAGAGCUAGCAAACGUUAUCAUCUCCGAAAAUGAUAUUGAGGUUGCUGCUUUUUCCCGCGCAUGUUCUUUUGUGGCUCCCCUUUUUGGUAGUGUUGGCUUUCACUUCGAGUUCAUUGAGAUGGAUUAUGUUACUAAGGUUAAUGACAUAGCAGAAGCAUCAAAGUCUUUCAAGACAUUACAAUCUAUGGUUGAUCAAGAUGUACAAACUAAUACUGUGAGAAAACAAGGGAGUCAUUCCAGAAAUCUUUUGAAAAUAAAACGUGGACUUGAAUUUCUCAAGGUGCUAUUUGAACAAGUUAUACUCACAGAGGGAAAUUCUAUGAGGGAUGCAGUUUCUAAGGCUUACACACAAAUAUUUAAUUCACAUCAUGGUUGGGCUCUUAGAAAGGCUGUAUCUGUAAGGUUACAUUACAUCCCUACAAAGCAGCAGCUAUAUAGGAAACUCAGUGUAGAUGAGUCUACAGGAAAGGUUCUAAUGGAAACUUAUAUAUCAGCAUCGCCGCCUCUACUCCGGUACAUAGAGAAGAUCUUUCUUGAAAGAGAAUUGGGUAUAGAUUGGUGAACCUUUUGAUAUUCUUGAAUAUCAGAAUAUGUAAUAAAGAGCCGUUAUUAUUUGGAAUCUUUUCGACAUAAUAAUUUCUUUGGCUUGUGACAACAACCAUUUUUGCUGUAACUGAAAGAGAAUCAAUUUUUGUGCAAAGAGUAAAUAAAUCUCCUAGGGAGAAAUAAGAAAAUGUGAAUUUAAGGUUUGGCCUAAAUAAGGACCUAGUAUGCAUAAAAAAUCAGAAAAGUAUCACAGGAUCAAAUUCUUCCGAGUCUUAUUCAAUACUUAAUGCUAAUUGAGGAACCAAUGAUACAAUUGUAUACUUGGGGUACAAGCUUGGAAAACUCAACUAUAAAACAAAGAAAAAUUAAUCCUCUUUUCUCCAAAACUAGAUUUUCUCUGUUAAUAUUCAUGUAAGAAUGAAGAAUUCUAUAUACAACUUUUUCUAUGAUCAAUGAGCUUGCUACAGAUCCUAUUACAAAUUAAAUUAUCAGAAUCGAUAUGAGAUUCAUAAGAGAAAGAAAGCAUACUAUUUUCGUUGAACUCCACCAUGUUUUAAGUCACAAAUCCCGCUGCAGAAAGUUGAGUAUGUUGGCCAACAAACAAGAGUGUCAACCGGCAUCACAUGGCCAUAAUCAUAUCUUCUUAACCUCGACCACUUCGCAAUAAUAUCUUAGACAAAGAUCCCUGAGAAGGCCUAAUAACAAAGAAUUUCAGCAUAAUGAAUGCACAACAAUUAUUUCGUUUUCUAUAUCAUCAUCAUAAGGGGCUAACAACCCAUCCUGUAAUUGGGUUCUGUCUGCGACUUCUCAACUUCCCGUGUCUUCCACUUUGCAAUCGCUCAAGCACUGCAUAUGUUAUUGAAUCUGGUGUCAGUCCUUGUUGUUUAAGUUUUGCAUAAAGGUCCACUGCCUCAGCAGUUCUUCCAGAUCUUUCAAGGCAAUCGAGUAAAAUAUUAUAUGUUACCAAGUUAGGAGAGCAUCCUUCAGCAAUCAUUUCAUCAAACAAAUUACACGCCAUCUCAACUUUAUCUGUCUUGCCGAAGCACUCAAUAAGUGUACUAUAAGUGAAAACAUCAGGAUUUAAUCCUUUCUCUUGCAUCUCUUUAAAUCUCAUGUGAGCUUCAUCAACAUCCCCAUUCUUUCCAAGGCAGUUGAUCAAACUGUUAUACGAAAUAACGUCAGGAUUACAAUUACUAUUCUCUAGCUCUUCAAAAAUUUGAAUGGCACUGUCAACUCUUCCAGCCCUUCCAUAGCUGGAGAUCAGAAUAUUGUAUGUGAAUAUGUCUGGUGGAGGGCCGUCUCGUUUCAUCUUUUCGUAUAGAUCAUGGAUAUGUGAUACUUGUUUCAACCUGCCAAGAGCCGUGAAUACUGUAUUAUACAUGAUAGUGUCAGUGGUUAUGCACUUUUCAUGAAAUCUAUUCAGAAGAUCUAUUGCUUCUGUCAUUUUACCGCUACUGCAUAAACUCUCCAACAUAGACAUGUAAGCAUCUUUAUCACCCUUGUCAUGAAAGUUCCACAUGUUGCAAAAUAGCCUGUGCGCUUCAGAAGAAUGACCUAAUUUGCUUAAAGUCCUUACGAAAUAUGCAUAUAUCUGUUUAUUCAUAUAUUUUUUCGAUAUCUCCACAAUAUAGUCAAGCUUACUAAGCUGUCCUUCAGCAACCAGAACAUUCAAAAGCACACUGUAUGUAAAUUCAUUUGGCUGACAAUCAUUCUCCACCAUUUUGGUAAAGAGCAAGACGGCCUUGUCCGCCAUCCGUCCCUUGGCAAGUGACUCGAUCAUAGUAUUAUAAGCAAUCAAAUUUGGAGUGAAGCCUUUUUCUAACAUCGCCUGAAAGAGUGCUAGUGACUUAUCAGUUUUGCCGGAUUUUCCAGUCAUUCUGAUCAUAAUGGUGUACGUGAAUGUAUCAGGCUCACAGUGCCUCCGCUUCAUGUCCUCAAAAACUUUAUAUGCUUUAUCCACCUGCCAAAAUAUUGAAAUACAUUAAAACUGGUAAACAGGAUCAACCAAAGUAAAAUGUUCUUCUCAAAAACAAUUAAUAACAUCAGUAGAAUUCAAUUAGACGGCAAGCCAAAGGUAAGUAUUUUCAAAAAACUAAAAGAUAAUUAGAUAAAUAAGUUGAAGUUCCAUUAUCAUACUUUGUACUAUAAAAAACUCGUGUAGGGUUAAGAAAAUAGAUCAUACAAAUUUUACUCUGUAUUUAAUGCAAAUUUAAAUUAAGACAGAAAGCAAAAAGUGUGAUAUAUUUUGCUUCAAUAAAAACUAAAAAGGAAGGAGCAAAAAGACAGUAAUUGUGAGCCAAAAGCCACAUCAGUCUCUAACUCUCAACCCAAAUUCCAGACCAACAGAGUUAACUGCUAGCACCGAACUGACACUAAGGAAACAUUUGGGAAAAUAAUUUAGUGAAAUGCUUAUCGAAUAAGUGCUUUUGAAUAAGAUAAUUUUAGAAUUGAAUAAGGAAUGGGAAGUAAAUCCCCGUAAGUUGUUUUCAAUGAGCUAUUUUGAGAACUUAUAAAAAUAUGCUAUAAACGUAUGAACAAAUCAUAUAAACUAUUUUCAUAAAUUCUUUCAAAGCUCAGUUAUCAUAUUAAUGCUUAUGUAUAAUAUUUAUCCACAAUCAAAGAGGAGUUGAGAGGAAACUCUGCAUAAGCACACAGAUAAACUAUUUAGUGUGUUUGAGAAGCAUCAAAGUCGAAGUGGACAUUCUAAAAAUCAUGGCAGGAGAGCUCUAAAAUUACGGCUUGCCUACCGUUAAACCAAACACAUAGCCAAGAUAUUAUUGCAAGCUUAAGCUUCAAACAAUAUCAUAAGCUAUUUUUCAUCAACUUUUCCAAACAUUUCACAAGUGUCAAUGUCAUAAGAUAAAUUCAAAUAAGCUUUUCAAAUGUCCCUUCACACAAAUGCUUACACCAAGAUAAUCCCAAGUCCUAACAAAGUUUUUUUAAAUGCACACCUAAAUACUCAAAAUUUAUCCUAAAGGGUGUACGAAUUUGUAUUUUUUGGUGUAAACUGGGUAUCCUCUGGGCACAGUUGCAAAGAAUAAUCCCUCAAGCCUAACGCUGUUGCAUGCCCAAUCCAGAUAUCAAAUCUAGGACCUUGGUUAAGCUAGAAGAGACCCGUGUGUAUUUGUCUCUCUUAAAAACAUGCAUUGUAGUAAAUCUAACCAAUUCAAAAUAAACAACAA